GCUUCUCUCGCAUUCAAUCAAACCCUGUCCAUGCUACAAGAAAGUGAAUUACAACUGCAAGUAUCUUCAGCUAUCGCGAUCAGCUCUCAGGCAGGGUAUAGACAUAGUGGAGAUAACAGACGGCAAACUAGGCCGCCGGAUUCCUCUGGAGCCGUAUAUUCUCCCGAAGUUGAAUGGCCCGGCACGGAAGGAAGCAACAUCGCAUCGUCGCGAACUCUUUACAGUGAAGCUGACAUGCUGAUGCGGAAUGAAGUGGACGAACCUUCGGCUUGCUCAUCAGUCCUGGGACCUUCCCGCGCACGUUCAUCCGAAAUCACUUCUUUGCGACUUGUCGUUCAGCGGAGCUCCGUCUUGUCGAAGAAGCUGAAAGUUGCUAUCACAGAUGGAUAUUCGGAGGUGCAGAUUGGCCGCGACGUAGCCCCAGUUGGAAGUGACGUGCCACGGAUACGACUGAAGGAGAUGGAGGUGUCCAAAUUACAUGAUACGGUCUAUUGGGAUCAGCAGCGAAGUGAGUGGGCAGUUGUGGAUAUGGGCUCGAAGCAUGGCACCUUCCUCAAAUCCAACCGUGGGAUUAGGUCUUCCCCCGGAGUUUCCGACUCUGGUGUUCCUUCGUCGUCACAGGGCCCGUCGGAGUCGAGCAGAGAGGAUCCCAGGGGCAUGCGCCUUUCUCCAUCUAGAGUGGCGAGCAUUCCGCGACGAUUGACGCAUCUUGACCUUCUGAGCAUCGGAGAUACGACCUUCAUUGUACACAUCCAUGACUCCCAGAUGCCUUGCAUUGAAUGUUCGCCGACGGGAGAUGACGAGAUCCCGUUGUUUGAUUCUCGAAGGGCCGAUCGUGAACAAGCAUCUAGCACGAAGCGCAAAAGAGAGGAGACAAGUGGAGAUAAUGCUCUAGCCCCCCCCGCUACCGGUCCUGUACAGCAAGAUGCUAAGAAGGCACUGUCGAUGCUCAGGCGCAGUCUGCUAUCUCGUCGCGACGGCUCAUUGGCAUCGGCCAAGGGAGAGGCACCUCAAUACGUCGAUCGCAGUGCACGUCGCAGGGCCCUGUACCCUCAGACACCUCCAGAUCCAGGCCGGGCACGAGCGGCAAUGUCCACUUCAUCGCUCGUCCAAUUGCCUGACAGGUCCGUCACCGCUUCUCCCGUUGCUCCGGUAUCGGCUCCUCCUACACCACUGCCAGAGACCAAUAUCGGCCAUCGUUUAUUGCUUAAGCAGGGUUGGGAACCUGGCAUGAGCCUCGGUCAAGAAAGUACCGAUCUUGCUCUCAAGCAACCUCUCGAGGUUAGCGUCAAUACGGGCAGGUUAGGACUUGGUGCCACUGCUUCUACUUCUGUGGUGGGCCCGAACACAAAGUGGAAAGAGAACGCUAAGCAUCGACGCUGGGAUAGUCUUAGAUCGGAUGACAGUCCAGGGAAGCAUUUGUAGUGCUGCAAGCUGUGCACGAGGGUCUAUUCCAAUCAUUGUUACCACGGCGCCGCGCGCAGCGACCAAUUUACACGAAGCCGAUGCAAUGGUCAUUCUGACUGGCACC
Molecule: messenger RNA, 1531 nt
Organism: Laetiporus sulphureus 93-53
Lineage: Eukaryota; Fungi; Basidiomycota; Agaricomycetes; Polyporales; Laetiporaceae
Exons: 2
Coding region: 31-1425 (464 amino acids)
Molecular function (GO): protein binding; nucleic acid binding
Source: RefSeq, a predicted model, not a curated record